GGUGUUUGGUCACAUGACAGAUAGUUUUACAAAAGCAGAAACUGGUAUUCCAUCAAACAUUACUAAUCAAAGUGAAGUCAACAGUACAGAGAAUGUCAGCAGCAACCACCUGGAGGAAGAUAUGGCCACGUACGCCUACUAUUACACGGGGAUUGGUGCUGGUGUGCUCAUAGUUGCCUACAUUCAGGUUUCAUUUUGGUGCCUGGCGGCUGGAAGACAAAUACACAAAAUUAGACAGAAGUUUUUCCAUGCGAUUAUGAAUCAGGAGAUAGGCUGGUUUGACGUGCAUGACGUUGGGGAGCUCAACACCCGGCUCGCAGAUGAUGUCUUCAAAAUUAAUGAAGGAAUUGGUGAUAAAAUUGGAAUGUUUUUUCAUUCCAUAACAUCAUUUUUAGCUGGUUUCAUAGUAGGAUUUAUCCGUGGUUGGAAGUUAACCCUUGUAAUUUUGGCUGUCACCCCUCUUAUUGGACUGUCAUCUGCUAUGUGGGCCAAGGUAAUGACUUCAUUCACUAAUAAGGAACUCCUGGCUUAUGCGAAAGCUGGAGCAGUUGCCGAAGAAGUCUUGGCUGCCAUCAGAACUGUGAUUGCAUUUGGAGGACAAAAGAAAGAACUUGAAAGGUACAAUAAAAAUUUAGAAGAAGCUAAAAAUGUUGGAAUAAAAAAAGCUAUCACAGGUGGCAUUUCCAUAGGUAUUGCCUACCUAUUGGUCUAUGCAUCAUACGCACUAGCAUUCUGGUACGGGACCUCUUUGGUCCUCUCAAAUGAGUACUCUGUUGGACAAGUGAUUACCGUCUUCUACUCUAUAUUAUUUGGGACUUUCAGUAUUGGACAUAUUGCCCCUAAUGUAGAAGCCUUUGCAAAUGCAAGAGGGGCCGCCUAUGAAAUCUUCAAGAUAAUUGAUAACGAGCCAAGCAUUGACAGCUUCUCAACAAAGGGACAUAAACCAGACAGUAUAAUGGGAAAUUUAGAAUUUAAAAAUGUUCACUUCAGCUACCCAUCUCGAAGUGGAGUUAAGAUUUUGAAGGGCCUCAACCUGAAGGUGCAGAGUGGACAGACCGUGGCCCUGGUCGGCAACAGUGGCUGUGGGAAGAGCACCACUGUCCAGCUGCUGCAGAGGCUCUACGACCCCACGGAGGGCGUGGUGAGUGGUCGUGCAGCCAUGUGACAACCACACAUUCCGUUUCAGGUCAGUAUCGACGGCCAGGACAUCAGGACCAUCAAUGUGAGGUACCUGCGGGAAAUCAUCGGCGUGGUGAGUCAGGAACCAGUGUUGUUUGCCACCACGAUCGCUGAAAACAUUCGCUAUGGCCGAGAGAACGUCACCAUGGAUGAGAUCGAGAGAGCAGUCAAGGAAGCCAACGCCUAUGACUUCAUCAUGAAACUGCCCCACAAAUUUGACACCCUGGUUGGUGAGAGAGGGGCGCAGCUGAGUGGGGGACAGAAACAGAGAAUUGCCAUUGCUCGUGCCCUGAUCCGCAACCCCAAGAUCCUUUUGUUGGAUGAGGCGACGUCAGCCUUGGACACAGAAAGUGAAGCUGUGGUUCAGGCUGCUCUGGAUAAGGCUCGGGAAGGCCGGACCACCAUUGUGAUAGCUCACCGCUUGUCUACAGUUCGCAACGCUGAUGUCAUUGCUGGCUUUGAUGGUGGUGUCAUUGUGGAGCAAGGAAAUCACGAUGAGCUCAUGAAAGAGAAGGGCAUUUACUUCAAACUUGUCAUGACACAGACUACAGGAAAUGAGAUUAAACUGAAAAAUGAAGCUUAUGAAUCCCAAAGUGACACUGGUGCCCCUGAAUUGGCUGCACACGAAUCCACAUCCCCUUUAAUACGGAAAUGUAGCUACGGUCCACAAGACCAAGAGAGAAGAGUUAGUGCGAAGGAGGCCCAGGAGGAAGAUGUGCCUCUUGUUUCCUUCUGGCGGAUCCUAAAGCUGAACAUAACUGAAUGGCCUUACUUAGUCGUUGGUGUGUUUUGUGCUGUUAUAAGCGGAUGCAUGCAACCAGUGUUCGCCAUAGUAUUUUCAAGGAUUAUAGGGGUUUUCACAAGAGAUGAUGACCCCGAAACCAAACAACAGAAUUGUAAUUUGUUUUCACUGCUUUUUCUGGUCAUGGGAAUGAUUUGUUUUGUUACAUAUUUCUUUCAGGGCUUCACGUUUGGCAAAGCUGGAGAGAUCCUCACCAAGCGACUCCGAUACAAUGUUUUCAAGUCCAUGCUGAGACAGGACAUGAGCUGGUUCGAUGACCAUAAGAACAGCACUGGCGCACUGACCACCAGGCUCGCCAGUGAUGCUGCUGAUGUGAAAGGGGCUAUGGGUUCCAGGCUUGCUGUAACUACCCAGAAUGUAGCAAAUCUGGGGACAGGAGUUAUCAUAUCUUUAAUCUACGGCUGGCAGUUAACACUUUUACUCGUGGUGAUUGUACCCCUCAUUAUUUUGGGUGGCAUUAUGGAAAUGAAACUCUUGUCUAGUCAAGCUCUAAAAGACAAGAAAGAACUGGAGGUUUCUGGGAAGAUCGCUACUGAAGCCAUAGAGAACUUCCGCACUGUCGUCUCUUUGAAUCGGGAGCAGAAGUUUGAAGACAUGUAUGCUCAGAGCUUGCAGAUACCAUACAAAAAUGCUUUGAGGAAAGCUCACAUCUUUGGGAUCACGUUCUCCUUCACCCAGGCCAUGAUGUAUUUUUCCUAUGCUGCGUGUUUCCGGCUUGGUGCCUACUUGGUGGCUCAUGAACUGAUGACUUUUGAAAAUGUUAUGCUGUAAG
Microtus oregoni (creeping vole) is the source of this 2753-nucleotide messenger RNA. RefSeq names its product multidrug resistance protein 2-like. The record is from RefSeq and is a predicted model, not a curated record. Gene Ontology annotation, cellular component: membrane. Gene Ontology annotation, molecular function: ATP hydrolysis activity; ABC-type transporter activity; ATP binding. NCBI's taxonomy places the organism in Eukaryota, Metazoa, Chordata, Mammalia, Rodentia, Cricetidae. Gene Ontology annotation, biological process: transmembrane transport. The transcript has 20 exons.